GCUCUCCUUUCUCGGUCCCAAGUUCUAGAGACGCAGCAGGAGAGGCCAGGAUGCUGCGGUUCCUGCUGGGUGCCUUCCUUCCGGGCCUGAUCCUGGCAGCGCCGCCUCCCAUCAACAAGCUGGCCCUCUUCCCAGACAAGAGUGCCUGGUGCGAAGCCAAGAACAUCACGCAGAUCGUGGGCCACAGCGGCUGUGAGUCCAAGUCCAUCCAGAACAGGGCCUGCUUGGGCCAGUGUUUCAGCUACAGCGUCCCCAACACCUUCCCGCAGUCCACGGAAUCCCUCGUGCAUUGCGACUCCUGCAUGCCCGCCCAGUCCUUGUGGGAAAUUGUGACCCUGGAGUGCCCCAGCAACGAGGAGAUUCCCCGGGUGGACAAGCUGGUGGAGAAGAUCCUCCAUUGCAGCUGCCAGGCGUGUGGCAAGGAGCAGAGCCAAGAGGGCGCCCUCUUCAACGUCUACCUGAACGCUGACGAGGCCCUCCCCGGCCACCCUCCGGCGGAUGCGGACGAGGCCCCCGCCUCCCACCCCCGCCAGCACCACCACCGCCAGCACGAAGAAGAGACCGAGGAGUGAGCACCAGGCUACCACGACUGUCCCCUGCAGCGGAGGCUGGGGCACCGUUCCUUUCUUGCCAAUACCCAUCAUGCUUUGCUCGUAGCCAUUUUGCUGUUGGGG
This is a messenger RNA of Heteronotia binoei (common prickly gecko), 674 nucleotides long. RefSeq names its product NBL1, DAN family BMP antagonist (gene NBL1). Gene Ontology annotation, biological process: animal organ morphogenesis. NCBI's taxonomy places the organism in Eukaryota, Metazoa, Chordata, Lepidosauria, Squamata, Gekkonidae. The record is from RefSeq and is a predicted model, not a curated record. The coding region runs from base 51 to 572 and encodes 173 amino acids. Gene Ontology annotation, molecular function: receptor ligand activity; BMP binding. The transcript has 3 exons.